AUGGGAGUGCUCGGACUGUACAGCUAUUUCGAAUCGAAAUCAUUAGGGCAGCGCAAGAGCUGGUCCACAACCCUGCCACGGCCUUCACCUCAACAGGACGACCAUGGCACCACUACGAGCGAAGCAGGCGAUAACAGUCCCGACAGUCUGAAGAGGUCUCACUCCUCCUCCUCUUCUUCCUCCUCGUCAACAAACCUCCUCGCAAAACGGCGAUUCUUCAUCCUCGACGGAAACGCAUACAUCCACCACCUCUACUGCGGGCAAUUCGAAUGGAUCUGGGGAGGGCAAUACUCGUCGUUUGUCAACCUCCUUACGGCCCACAUCCGAGCGCUCGAGAACAGUGGGUUCCGGUUACAGUUCUUGUUUGAUGGUCCGUUACCUGUUCAGAAGCGGCAGACAAGGCUGACGAGGGAUACGGAGAAGAUCCGCAAGAUGAGUCGGGUUGUGGGAGAUUUGGAGCAUUAUCAUGUGCUUGGCUUGGGGGGUGGCUCUAAUACUUUAACGAGCAGUGUCGGGGCGGGGAUUGAGGCGUUGGCGAAUCAGGCCGGCGGCGCUGGUGGUCGGAGUAAUGGAGCCAGUGGGGGUGGAGGUGGUGCUGGUGGGAAGGGGUAUUCGCAUUUUUUGAUCCCUCCGCUGGUUAUGGAGGUGACGUUGCAGACUUUGAGGGCGCUGGGUGUUGAGCUGUUGGUUUGUGAUGGUGAGGCUGAUGGGUUGGUUGCUCAGUUGGCGAUGGAGAAGUCGAUGGAUGUUGGUGUUGAUGAAGCCUACGCCGUCAGCAAGGAUUCUGAUUACUUUAUCUACAACACAGGAUCAUCAACAAAAGGCGGCUACAUCCCGCUCGACAGCCUCUUUGUCUCGACCGACCCCACAACCGGAACCACCACCGUCGCAGCAACAGUCUACUCCCAGUCCGCCAUCGCAGAACACCUUGGGAUCCGACCACACUUCCUCCCACUCUUUGCGUCACUCACAGGAAACGAUUACCUCCGCCCUGAGGUGUUUGAAGACCAGGUCGCGAGGUCGCUUGCGGUGGCUACGGGACAGAAAUUGUCGGUGGCAAAUAAUACCAAUCAUGCGAGGAUUAAAGCUACGGCUAGCUUUCUGAAGCAGUACGGAGCUGGAGCUGGAUCUGGAUCUGGAUCUGGUGCUGAUGGUGGUGCAGAGCUGGAGGAGAUUGGGUCGGCGCUGGCAGAGUGCGAUCAGGUGGACAGGAUCAUGGACGAGAUUCUGAAGGAUCGGGAGCAGCUUUAUGCGGGCGAGGCGGAAGAGAGGCGUCAAGAGUUGCGGUCUGCUUUGAUCGAGUCUAUGGAGCAGUACUCCCCCUCGAUCCCGGACGAUUUUGCGACAGAGGAAUCAAUCUCUUCUGGAGAACCUUCCUUGCCAUCCUCGGAAGAACCCACUCCUUCGCCCUCGAUCGCGACUACUCCCAACCCUUCCACACCCUCGGCAGGAGGAGGAGGCCUUUGGGCAGCACCAGAAAAGUCGUCCCUAUCUGUAGUAGCGGCGCUGAACAAGACGAAGGAAGCCUUCAGGGCGGGUCAGUUCUCGUUCAAGUUGAUGGAUGUGGUCAGCAACCGGAUGUUUUGGUGUACGCCGUUUUUGGAGGAUACAGAUCGGGAGAGUGCGUGGUUGGCGUCGAGGGAUCUCAGGCGGUGGAUUUAUGGGGUUCUUGCGAAGGAUUUGCUUCUCCUUGAGAGCGGAAGUCAAGUAGACAGAGCACAGGAGGAGGAGGGAGAGGAGCAGAGCGGACCAGGAGCCGAGUUGGAGGUUGUGGAGUAUGUGAGGCGUGGGGACCACUUGUCGGCCGAGAUUGUGAUGGGUGCUUCAGCGAUGGAGUUGGAUGAGAUGGCCAAGGUUGUCAAGGCCAAGGCCCAGAAAAAGUCGGCAAGGCGGAUCAGUGUCAUGGAUAUCGACUCAGUCCCACCCUCCUCCACCAGCGCCGUCGAGGUAUCCCCAGCCGACACCGAACCCACAAUCGGCGCCAUGGAAAUCGAACAACUGGACGCGCCACAACAGCAGGUACAGGAUCAGGAAAAGGGCGAGACGAUGGACGAGGCUAGCAGGACUGGUCUCUUCUUGGGGAUCCUGGGAGCCGACACUGCACAGGUCCGCGCACUCCCGAAGCCGUUCAUGAUUCUGGCGGCGACGUUGCGAUACCUGAUCAACGCGCUUGCUCAUUCCAAGACCCGAUCUGCGAGUAUCUCUGUCGCCAAUUUCGAGGUCAUUGCAUUCGUCGCUUCGGCGCUCUUCCUCCGUGAAAUGUAUUACCCCGAGACAAUUGGCCAACAGCCAGCAACGCCAGCAUCAGCAGGAGCAAGAGCAGCAGCACCACCGGAAGCCAGCAGUAUACCCACGUCCCCGACAACACCAUCAUCAACAACAUUGUCGGGCCCCCCUUCGCUGGUCGAAGCACCCCCCAUGACAAAAAGAUCCCUCCACCUCUCAACCCAAUACCAACACGCCCUCGCAACAGUCUCCCUCCUCGCCAGCGCCCUCCACCUCGAAGGCAUGAUCCCGCCCCUUGCACAACUAUUCGACGGACUCUUGUUCCAACAGACUUUGGCUCUUGCCCGUGGUGGGACGCUGUUGGAAGGGAGGAUGCAGUUCCCGGAAUCUGUCCACAUGUAUCAUCAAGUCCUGGCCGCAGUCGAGGAGGAUUUUGUGGAUACGGGGGAGAUUGAUGUUGUGGUCGUGUUUCGUGCUAGUCGGAAAGGAGCCUCUGCCGCCGCCGCCGCCGGAGGAACUGGAGAGGCAGCAGAGGUAACCAAGUUGGGUAUCUUUGGGCCGGACAUGGAACCUUUGAACCAACUCCCAUCUUCGUCAUCGACCUCCUCGACAAGUGGGGGAUCAGGGCUGAAGGGGUCGAAAUCUGCAGGGAUUCAUAAGAAAUCCGGGUCUUCCAAGAAGCGUAGCGGAGGUGGCAGCGGCGGUGGAAGUAGUAGCAGCAGUAGCAAUGGCCGUGGCAGCGGCGGUCGAGGUGGUGGCGGAGGUGCCAAUAUGUUCAACAUAUACACUCCUUAUCGUCACGUCUACUUCUCAAGCACCCUCUCCCUCAACGUCCACCCCACCAACUCCUGUGCCUCCCUCUCCACCAUCAACUCUACAGUCAUCGCAUCUGCCAGCAAUAGUAACGACCUGAUUGCCUCGCAGCAGUUCGAAUCUCUUUGGGAAGUCCAGCUUGCGCUCGGGGAGAUUCCUGGGAUGAUUGAGGGCAACAUCCUUGAAUCAUGCGAGGACCCAACGGCGGUACCAAUUAAUACCGCAGCAGCAAUAGCGUCAAGGUUGGGAAGCAGUUUCUUGUUGCCACCAUUGUUGCCGCUCGCCCAACAGUCGCAUACAUCAUUGCUCUCCAUCACAUCCACCACAGCACAGCCAUGGCGGACAUAUGUCGCCUUCGAAGAGUUCUCUUGCUACCCUUCUACCUUUGACGACAGCGACAGUGAGAGCGACUACGAUAGCGAGGAUGAUGAGGAGGGAAGGGAAGAGGAGGAGGAGGGAGAGAUCGAUGCAGUGGAGUGCUUCAUUUUCCAACCGUUCCCACAACAACCGCAACCACAUCCUCUUCUUCGAAUCUACAGCUCGUCAUACCACUCCUCCAACAACCCUACCACUUCCUCCCUCUACCUCCCCCUCAGCACAACACCUGAAAACAACAACAACAUUGUCAACAACUACACCGGAUCCAUUUACUCGAUCGAACCACAUCCCCUGCAACACCGUCAAGUCUAUGAGGAUGAAGAAGAAGUGGAGGAGGCGCUAACAUUUUCGAGACGUCUUUUCAGGGGCAACAACACUACCACUACAUCCAACGCCAUUCCACUCACCUCCAACAUCAGUUCCUGCAGUAACACCAAUACUAGCGCUCUCCUUCCAAGUGACCUCAGGAGCGACCGCAAAGACAGCGGUGUCUUUAUCCACGACGAACAAGACGGCACUAUCGUCAAACUUUCGCCUCGACUGACCUUCUCCUCCUCUGAAUCCGAAUCCGAGUCUGAGGUCGAACAAGAUAACAAUAACAACACCAGCUACGGUCCUCAAUACCGAUCCUGCAACGUCUUCCAUCCAUCCGAACAUACAGACCUGAGAUCUCGAUGGAUGAACGGCGUCACCUGCAUCCCAAACACCAAUAGCAGUAGCGUCAAUGGAACAUGUUGUGGUGGUGCAGGAGCAAGGGACAGGAGAAACAGUACAACCACUCUACAACGUCGAGAGUACAUUGCCUCGACCUCCUUUUCUUCAUCCCCUACGACUACCUCCACCUCCACUACUUCUACAUUUCCGUCCCUGAUGGCCGCCGUCUCUUUCAUCUCUAUGCAGGCCUAA
Molecule: messenger RNA, 4323 nt
Organism: Linnemannia hyalina
Lineage: Eukaryota; Fungi; Mortierellomycota; Mortierellomycetes; Mortierellales; Mortierellaceae
Source: the annotation of a GenBank genome assembly